AUGGAGCAAACACUCCCUGGGUCGCUGGGUACCACGUCCAGGGGAGCCCCUCGCUGCGCUGCGUCUUGUCCCCCAGGGAAGAAAGGACAGAGGGCUGGGCCAGGGCCUGGGCACAGCUCCCUGGGCACCGGCCACCCCUCUCCGGAACCAGACUCCUCUGGGCUGCCACCCACCUGCGCCCUCAGCCCAACCAAGGCAAGGGCAGUUCAGAAGCAACAGCAAUCGCUCUGGGCGGCUGUGAAGACAAUGGACAAGGGAGAGGAAAACGCUGCCAGCGAGGAAAAAGCUCAACUUCUCCUGGAUACAGAGGAAUACCUUCCAGAGCUGGAGAAAGAAGAGAAAGAAAGCAAGAGUGUCAUCAAAAGUAUCCAGUGGGUCACAGGCAACAACUUCACAGUGGAGAAGGGACUGCAGCAGAUUGAAGAACACAUUUCUACAUGGGAUGUUCACAGAAGCUGGCUUCACUGGUCAGAAUUUCUCCGGGAAGAAGAACUGAAGUACAGCAAGAGGUACCAUUACAGAGUUUGCUGGAGCGUCCCAACACGCAGAAAACCCAUCCCACGAGCAACAGCAAGCGUCUACUUUGUUAUAGAGAUCUCCAAAACCAAACCUGCUACCUUGCCUGUGGAGGUAUUCUUCACUCUGGAGUCCAGCAGGCUGAUUCACAGGUAA
Charadrius vociferus (killdeer) is the source of this 672-nucleotide messenger RNA. RefSeq names its product A kinase (PRKA) anchor protein 14 (gene AKAP14). The transcript has 5 exons. The record is from RefSeq and is a predicted model, not a curated record. Gene Ontology annotation, cellular component: cAMP-dependent protein kinase complex. NCBI's taxonomy places the organism in Eukaryota, Metazoa, Chordata, Aves, Charadriiformes, Charadriidae. Gene Ontology annotation, molecular function: protein kinase A regulatory subunit binding. The coding region runs from base 1 to 672 and encodes 223 amino acids.